Aplosporella prunicola CBS 121167 is the source of this 920-nucleotide messenger RNA. RefSeq lists its product as uncharacterized. The record is from RefSeq and is a predicted model, not a curated record. Lineage: Eukaryota; Fungi; Ascomycota; Dothideomycetes; Botryosphaeriales; Aplosporellaceae. The coding region runs from base 286 to 795 and encodes 169 amino acids. The transcript has 2 exons.
AGAUCAAAGCCCACUACUUCUUCCACAGCAUCGACUGGAGGAAGCUUCUGGACCGCAAGUACGAGCCAAGCUUUAAGCCGAACGUGGGACACUGCGAACUUUGACCGAGAAUUCACCUCUGAAGCGCCGACUGACUCUUACGUCGAAGGACCCAUGCUCUCGCAGACGAUGCAGCAGCAGUUUGCUGGCUGGUCGUACAACAGACCCGUCGCCGGUCUUGGAGAUGCGGGAGGCAGUGUUGUCGACAACGCUUUUGAGGAUGCGGCCAGAUAGAGCGGCCGAAAGAUGGUCAUCAGGUCUGCAAUUGGCACGACUUAUGAUGAUUGGAUUCAACACUUGAGCGAUUGUGUUCAAUCCGGUUUCUUCAUGCAUUUAAGCAGGGCAAGGCAGGAUAGGGUAGGUUGGAGCGGGGUGGAAAUUGAGUUUUUUUGUUGCUUUUUUAUACAAGAGAGGGCCCAGAGUCCUGUAGCUGGCGCGCCGGACGUCGUCCUUUGCGGGCGAGAGCAGUGCUUGACGGUCGGCGGAGCGUGCGGCUUCUUUUCACAAUCUAACACACAGGGCGGUUGGCGCUGCGUUCGGGCUGGUUCUGCUUCUCUGGGAAAUAGAUCUUUCUUUCGCGGGCAUCUUUGCCUCAUUUUUGAAGUGAGGCGUGACCCCUCCGCUCCUUCCCAUGCGGUCUCGAAUGAGGUCGCAAGGUGGAAGCUUGGUAAGGCAACUUGCAAGAGUGGGGCUCAGCUGCAGCUAAUUCGUGGAUAUCACGGCGCUCGAUUCGAGACCGAAGGCGUUGAAUACUGAUCGUCUGAUCUGUAACAAGCACGCGAAUGGCGAUUGGCCGUAGUGGAGCAGUUUGCAGAAUAGCAUCGUAUAGACGCCUUAUGUAACUUGUUAUGGAGCUCAGAUUAUGUCAGGCAAUGACAUAG